This is a messenger RNA of Petromyzon marinus (sea lamprey), 2626 nucleotides long. It is a transcript of the gene COQ2, whose product is annotated as coenzyme Q2, polyprenyltransferase. Gene Ontology annotation, molecular function: 4-hydroxybenzoate polyprenyltransferase activity. Gene Ontology annotation, cellular component: mitochondrial inner membrane. Gene Ontology annotation, biological process: ubiquinone biosynthetic process. Lineage: Eukaryota; Metazoa; Chordata; Hyperoartia; Petromyzontiformes; Petromyzontidae. The record is from RefSeq and is a predicted model, not a curated record.
AACUCCAACCCCCAACCUCGGGCUCAAGCAAGCGACAUGCUGCUGAUGUGCGCCCUCAGACGCUCACGGGCAGCGUGUCCCUCCGCGCUCCUCGUGAAACACCAACACCGUGGCCACCCGCCAGACCACCACCACCACCUCGUCCUCCUCCACCUCGUCCGCGCCUCCUCGUCCACGUGCCGGCCUCCCCAGGGCGCCGCGAGUCGCCCCGCACCUCCGCCGCGUGGUCGCGGGGGGCCGUGGGCGAGGGCGUCGCCGGUCGCCCCGGGGUCCUGGAGGCGUCUCAGCGCGGCGUCGCUGGUGGCAGCGGCCCCAGAGUCCACGCGUCCUUACCUCCGUCUCAUGCGGCUGGACAAGCCCAUAGGCACCUGGCUGCUCUACCUGCCGUGCACGUGGAGCAUCGCGUUGGCGAGUGUUCCAGGCUGCCUGCCCGACCUCGAAAUGCUCGCACUGUUUGGCCUGGGCGCGGUGUUUAUGCGUGGCGCCGGAUGCACUAUCAACGACAUGUGGGACCGCGAUUUCGACCGAAAGGUGGCUCGUACGGCCACGCGUCCCAUCGCCUCUGGGGAGGUGAGCCGCUUCGGAGCCCUGGUGGUGCUGGGAGCGCAGCUCAGUCUCAGCCUGGGCAUCCUCCUCUGCCUCAACAACUACAGCAUAGUGCUGGGUGCGUCUUCUCUACUUGUGGUUGUCAGCUACCCCCUGAUGAAGCGAAUAACCUACUGGCCACAAUUCGUUCUAGGGUUGGCAUUUAACUGGGGUGCUCUGCUGGGCUGGGCAGCAGUGCGUGGCGCUUGCGACUGGAGCGUUUGCCUUCCACUCUAUUUCUCCGGAAUCAUGUGGACGCUGAUCUACGAUACAAUAUACGCUCACCAGGACAAGGUGGACGAUGCGGUGGUGGGCAUCAAAUCCACUGCCCUCCUCUUUGGCGAGAGCACCAAGUCUUGGCUGGCAGGGUUUGCUGUGGCCAUGACGAGUGGGUUGGUGGCAGCUGGGGUCGCCAGUGAGCAGACCUUGCCUUACUAUGCCUCCGUAGCACUCGUGUGCCUCCACGUGUCUAAUCAGAUCCGCACACUGGACGUGGACAACAGCGAUGACUGCUGGAAGAAAUUCUGCUCUAACCGCACUCUCGGCCUUCUUCUCUUCGCUGGGAUUGUGGCCGGCACCCUGGCUAAGGGGAAGCAAGGGCCUGAAGAUGGACGAGGACAUGAAGGCGCCGUGUCGGCUGAAACCCACAAUCAAGCUGAAUAAACAAAAGCACUGGGCUUAAGAGUGCACGGCAAUUGUUUGCAUGUGUGUACGUUGAACUUCUUUUUGCACCAUAUGUAGCCAACCGUGCUAAUCAGAGGUGCGGGGUAAGGACAACACACUGAACUCAACAUUUUUUUUUCACAUGUAUUUUUGUACAGCAUUGCCAAGUGAGUGCUCGGAGAACUGAUCGCCUGUCUGCAGCACGGAAUCACUGGUGUAAAUAACACAUUUCUACAGUGAUGUUGAAUCGAGACAAUCCGAAGGACAACCACUGUUGACUUUCCACAAAGUGGUGCCUAUUUUAUCGACCCUAGUCAGCAUGUAAACUUUGAUAUCAAAUAUGAAAGUCAUGCCAUGAAGAGAAAUAACAUCCAGAACACAGAAGAACACGUGUUGAACGUGUCACGACAUGUCACGGAUCAGUGUUGAUCCUCUUUAUGUCUAGGAAUGGCACUGGAAGAUGCCACAACAGUAAUUUUAAAUUAACUUAAUGUGUCUCUUACCCAACACUAGACGGCGUUUAAUCAUGCUGUAUGAAUAUCUGUUCAUUAAACAUCAGUGUAUGUAUUAACGCUAGCUCUCAGCUAGGCUGAGCUAAUUUCAGUAAAAAAACGGAUUUGUGUGCGUGUGUGUUGUCAUUGGUCAUUAGAUUGAGACCAAAAUGUCUGCUCGUUGAGAAGUUGCGAUCAAUCCAGGGUGCUUUCUACAUCUUAACGUUUCUGCAGUGCAACCUCAGUGUUCUGACACCAACAUCAAUCCCUGAUCCACUCGACCCAAUCCUCAAUGCCGUUAUGUGUACCUAGCCAACCGUGCUAAUCGGAAGGUGCAGGGGAAAGCUUCAUCCUGGUUGUCCCUACGAUCAGUGUUGAUUCCCAAGCGGUGUACCAUACAGACUCUGAAAUUACCGUAGCCCUCACACCUUGAUACAGUCCUCGACAUACACCAUGAAACAUCGCACUGCAAAGAUUAUAGCAAGGAAAGCGAUUUAAAUCGGUGGGGGGGGGGGGGGGCUAUUGUACACGUUCACCGUGCCGUGAUCUUUUGAUUCUCGUCAAUAAUUGGCAAAAAGCGACGGACAUAAAGUGAUUGGACGCUAUACCCGUCGAAGAGCCGUCUCUGGUGCUCAGACGUGCACAUAAUGCCUCGUCGUCGUGCGUGAGAAUUGUCCUUAGGCCUUUGUGUUCAUUUACGGAGUCAACUCCAAAGGCUGCCCUUCACGUGAGUGUGUACUCUUUAACAAGUCCAAAUGUUCUUUCACUGACGUAUUUAUACAGUUUGUUUAAAAUAGCUUUCAACAAUUUAUAAACCGUGCCUGUUAACGGUGGGCCCAGACGCAGUGCUUACAAUCGUUUACUUGGAAAAUAAAACAUUUUCAUUA